CUCUCCACCUUCCUCCCUGCUCCCUCCUCCCCUCCCUCGCCUCGCCCCGCCCCACCGCGCCAACCAACCCAGCCUGCCUAUAUACCUCGCCCCCGCGCGCCCCCUCCACGCGCACAUCCAUAUGCUUAGCUCCCAGCCCCGCACCCAUGGGCGCCUGCUUCUCCUCCGCCUCCGCUGCCCCCGCCGGCGCCGCCGAGCGCCGCCCCUCCAAGGAGGGCGAGAAGAGGCGCCGCGGCGGCGCGUCUCCCGAAGGCGCGGCAAAGGCGGCGGCCCCCGUGCGGGCAGAGUUCGGCUACGAGAGGGACUUCGAGGCGCGCUACGAGGUCGGCCGCCUGCUCGGCCACGGCCAGUUCGGCUACACCUUCGCCGCCACCGACCGCCAGUCCGGGGACCGCGUCGCCGUCAAGCGCAUCGACAAGGCCAAGAUGACCCGUCCUGUUGCUGUGGAGGAUGUGAAAAGAGAAGUGAAGAUUCUUAAAGCACUUAAAGGACAUGAGAAUAUUGUUCACUUCUAUAAUGCAUUUGAAGAUGAUUCAUACGUGUAUAUUGUCAUGGAACUAUGUGAGGGUGGUGAGCUAUUGGACCGGAUUUUGGCAAAAAAAAAUAGCCGUUACAGUGAGAAAGAUGCUGCAGUGAUAGUGCGCCAAAUGCUUAAAGUAGCUGCUGAGUGUCAUCUGCGUGGGCUAGUUCACCGAGAUAUGAAGCCUGAGAACUUCCUUCUCAAAUCAAAUAAGGAGGACUCACCGCUAAAGGCAACAGAUUUUGGUUUGUCAGACUUCAUAAAACCAGGGAGGAAGUUCCAUGAUAUUGUUGGCAGUGCCUAUUAUGUUGCACCAGAAGUAUUAAAACGACGAUCUGGUCCUGAGUCUGAUGUUUGGAGCAUAGGAGUUAUAACCUACAUUUUGCUCUGUGGGAGGCGACCAUUUUGGGAUAAGACAGAAGAUGGUAUAUUCAAGGAGGCAAUUAUCUAUUUGGUGAGGCUGUCCUUCAGUGAUUUUUGUACUAGGUGCCAGAAUACGACUGUAACAAAUCCUCCGCUUGUAGUUAACUUGAAGUCUGGAGACAACCUGUGGCCUCAGGCAAAAAAUGCAUGGACAUUGGUUCUGAGGAACAAGCCUGAUUUCCGUAAGAGGCCUUGGUCAAGCAUCAGUCCUGGUGCUAAAGAUUUUGUUAAAAGGUUACUAGUCAAGAACCCAAGGGCAAGACUAACAGCUGCUCAAGCUCUCUCGCAUCCAUGGGUUAGAGAAGGAGGAGAAGCAUCUGAGAUCCCUGUCGACAUAUCUGUCUUAUCCAACAUGCGCCAGUUUGUCAAGUACAGCCGCUUUAAGCAGUUUGCACUUAGGGCUUUAGCAAGUACGCUCAAUGAGGAAGAGCUAGCUGAUCUGAAGGAUCAGUUUGAUGCAAUUGAUAUUGAUAAAAAUGGAUCCAUUAGUAUUGAGGAAAUGCGAAAUGCCCUUGCAAAGGAUCUUCCUUGGAGAUUGAAGGGUCCCCGUGUGCUUGAGAUUAUUCAAGCAAUCGACAGCAACACCGAUGGUCUUGUGGACUUCAAAGAGUUCGUUGCAGCAACUCUCCAUAUACAUCAGAUGGCCGAGCUAGACUCUGAAAGGUGGGGCAUUCGAUGCCAAGCUGCUUUCAGCAAAUUUGAUCUGGAUGGUGAUGGAUACAUCACGCCAGAGGAGCUUAGAAUGCACACUGGCUUAAAGGGAUCUAUUGAGCCGCUGCUGGAGGAGGCCGACAUCGAUAAAGAUGGGAGAAUAAGCCUGUCUGAAUUCCGCAAGCUCCUGCGAACUGCGAGCAUGAGCAAUGUUCCCAGCCCAAGGGGGCCUCCACCAAAUCCUCAAGCUCUGUGAACUGCGGCGAGGCCAUUAGAGGAGCAAAUUUAGGAAGAUACCGUACAGUAGUCAAUGUGUUUUUUUAGCGUGCCAUGUGAUGUUUCUGAAUUUAGCAUCCAGGUUAUGUGUGCAGCAGUGAGAUAAAUUUCAAAGUAAAUAUUUAGUUUUUUUCUUUCUGCAGCAGUGAGAUAAAUUUCAAAGUAAAUAUUUAGUUUUUUUCUUUCUUUCAUGGAGAAGUAUGAGAGGUCGAGAUCGAAAUGGCAAAUGAGACUCAGCAUCCUCUUUCUGUACAGUACUAAAUAUGUAUGAUUUGAUUAUACUAUUGGUCUCAAUAAACUCUCCGAAGGUGUGAGGAUAUGCCGGUCCUUUGGCGUUA
Panicum virgatum (switchgrass) is the source of this 2208-nucleotide messenger RNA. Its product is annotated as calcium-dependent protein kinase 4-like. Gene Ontology annotation, molecular function: calmodulin binding; calcium ion binding; calcium-dependent protein serine/threonine kinase activity. Gene Ontology annotation, biological process: intracellular signal transduction; protein autophosphorylation; peptidyl-serine phosphorylation. Bases 147 to 1850 code for a protein of 567 amino acids. Gene Ontology annotation, cellular component: cytoplasm; nucleus. The record is from RefSeq and is a predicted model, not a curated record. Lineage: Eukaryota; Viridiplantae; Streptophyta; Magnoliopsida; Poales; Poaceae. The transcript is spliced from 14 exons.